Colletotrichum navitas is the source of this 1783-nucleotide messenger RNA. RefSeq names its product translocation protein Sec62-domain-containing protein. The transcript has 3 exons. The coding region runs from base 317 to 1507 and encodes 396 amino acids. Gene Ontology annotation, cellular component: endoplasmic reticulum membrane; endoplasmic reticulum. Gene Ontology annotation, biological process: post-translational protein targeting to membrane, translocation. The record is from RefSeq and is a predicted model, not a curated record. Lineage: Eukaryota; Fungi; Ascomycota; Sordariomycetes; Glomerellales; Glomerellaceae.
GGAUGCCGGAGAAAGAGACUGCCGAAUAUGACAAGGUCCAGUUAAGCCGGAGCACCUGUACCCACCCCUGCAUGGGUUUUUUUGGAACAGAAGUGAACACCUGGCUUGCUUGCUGGUCACUUUUGUUCAAAGACCCAGAGCCCACGACCACUGCAACUCCGGCGACCAACCUCACAACCAUCCAACAAACCCGGAUCUCUCUUUUCGGGCCACUGUUGUCCUCGUCGGAUUCCUCCACUCCGCCCGCGGCAUCUUGACAAAGGCAACCCGAUUCCUCCUCACAUAGUUUUAUUUUUUACACUCGCCCGCAUUCAAGAUGUCGAUGCCAAUGUCUGGCCCCAUGCAGAUGGGCCCCAACGGGCAGCCCAUGCCCUCGCCUGAGCAGAUCGCAGCCAUGCGCAGACAAAUAGAGGCAGACGCUGCAAAGGCCGGGAUGACUGUCCCCGACUUCCUCAACCAUCUCCGACAGCAAGCUAUGCAGCAACAACAGCAACAGGCGCGACAGGCGCAGCAACAGCAGGGCGGCGAGGGCGGCGGCGGAGAGGGCGACCAUGAGCAUGGCCCUGGCCACCAGCACCCUCACCCUGACCAACAACCACAUCAACAGGCGCAGGGCCAGCCUCAGCCCAUCCAUCCUGGUCCCCCCAACCCCGUUGCGCUGGCAGUCGCCAGCUUCCUGCGCAGCCAGGACCUGAAGCCGCGUACUUGUAUCCUCAAUGGGGAGCGCAAGGACAUGUUCAAGGUCAUAGUGAAGCGAGCACUGCGCGCUCUUCAGUCCCCCGCCUACGAAAAGGCGCGUAAGAAGAACCCCGCUCUUCCCGAGAUCACCGACCGUGCCUCUCUCGAGAAUACCUUCAAGCUGCUCCCCAUGUCGAUGCUUGCUCUGCGCGUAGCCAAGAUCGACCCGCACGAAGGCCACAACCACGGUCCGAAGAAGACGAAACGCAUCAAAGGCCUUUGGACCGUCCGCAUUGAACCUCAGCAAGAGGCCAAGGAGGAAAUGUACUAUGCAUGGUUCUGGGAGGGCAGCCAGGUCAAGCGCAAGCUCUACUCGAUUCUCGCCCUCGUCCUCAUCUUCAUUGUCGUUUGCUACCCUCUCUGGCCGCUGAAGCUCCGUCUUGGUGUUUACUACCUCAGUUGGGGAUUCCUCGGCCUGCUCGGUCUAUUCUUCCUCAUGGCCAUCUUCCGUGUUAUUCUCUUCUGCGUCACCUACUUUGUUGUAUCACCCGGCCUCUGGUUGUUCCCCAAUCUUUGGGAGGACGUGUCCUUCGUCGACAGCUUCAAACCCGUAUGGGCAUGGCAUGAUACUGCUCCUAAGAAGGGCAAGAAGAAGAAGUCCGCGUCUGGAGCCGCAAACGCUAGUGGCACUUUCGCUGCUUCUACCGGUCAACCUCUUCCGGCUUCUGCGACUACGACCGCGACCGAGACUCAGAUUGCAUCGCAGCCGUCGCAGCGCCCCGGCUAUAUCGCGCCAGCCGUGGAGGAGCUUGGUGAUGACGAGGAGUAAAUUUGUUGUCGAGGUGUAGAUUCGCAUCACACAGGCGUUGGGGGCUUUGUCGGUUGAAAGGUUGUUCGGGUAAAAAUAUCCAGCUUUUAGCAUGCUGCUGCCGUCUGGGCUCGGGGGAGAGGGGUAAAGUGCCCAUCUUGGUACAUAGUCUUGGUCAAGUUGGCUCUUCUUAGAGCGCUCAAUGGAACAAAAACAAGUUAUGGCACCUCUUCUCCCGAUGGAGAUGACUUAUACAGAUGUGACCCGGAUAACAGCCACAACUACAAUGGUAGACGA